UUUAUUAGAGGUUGCUUUGGGUUUAUUUCAAAUGUAAUGGACGCAGAGAAAGAUAGAAUGGUGGGGCAAAGGUCUAAAGGGAAAGAGGGAGAUAAGGGUAGAAGAGAGAAGGAAGCAUAAAGAGGACACAAGUCAACACCCUAGAAGUCUGAAAGAAAGAGAGAGAACUAAACAGAGGAACCACAGCAACAAACAACAUAUGCAUAUGAAGUAAUAACAAUAGCAUCAGUCAAAACCUGUGAUUGGUAGCAACUGCACCCCAACGUAGUGCAUCUGAAAAACAUAUCCUAAGUAAUUAAACGUAAACAUGUCAGAAGUUACAUAUUUUUUUUUAGCAGUAGAGACGCACAAAUCAGAAUUUUCUGGUUGAUUUUUAAUUAGAUUUCUCUCCAUAAACUGAAAUGCAUAAUUUAUUCUUUUUUUUUCCCCCACCAGAUUCUAUAGAAGUCCUAAGAAGCUCUGAUUUUGAGUGUGUAAAAGUUAGAGACGUUCCUUCUUGGUGUCAGGAUCAUCUCUGCUUCUUCUUCUCUUCCACCGAUGACGUUUGUUGUGCUUUCCGGCUGCGUUGUUCUAGUUCUAGCUUUGGCCCAGAAUCCGGUCGCGAGCAUGACACCGCUGCGUGCUCGCACGGCGAGUCUCUGCAGCGAUACAUGGAAUGCUGCACAGUAAAGGUGCGAAGAACAACAGCAAAAAAGAAACCUGUAAACAACUUCCUGGACUUUCUUCCAGCUGUAAGCAGGCUGUGAGAAACUCGCCUGCCUCUCUGCCACCGGGUGACUUCGCCACUUUCGUUUGUCGGCGUCCUCCGUCUGCGGGGCCAGCGCUCGAGGAGUGAGCGCGGCGCCGUUACUCGGGGUGUACAACAAGGUGGGAAACCUUGAAUAAUGUGAGACGGGGAGCGAGGUGGAGAGGCGAAGCCCGAGUCAAACCAGCGGGUCACCGGGAGGUGAGGCUCGCCUUCUUCCCUGGGUUCAGCUAAAGUUCAGCAGCAUAGCAUUAGGCAAAUUAGGGAGACAAGAGUGUUGGGGUUGGAAGGAAGAAAAAAAAAAACAGGUUGAGGGACUGAUUGAAGAUGGUAAGGAGUGAGGAACUAACAGGGGAAAAAAACCAUCAGAGAGAUGCAUUCUGCUGCAGCUUUCAUUAUACCCAUAAACUCCCGUGGAAAGAUAUGAAAGACUAAUUACUGCGCUUAUAUAACUCAAUCAUGUCAUGAAAGCCGUUCCUAUUUAAAGCCCCCGCUGCUGGGUAGAGGGAGGGCCCCGCUCUGCCUCAUUCAGGCCCUGCGUUGCAGAAAGGGACAUCCAUUGUCACGUCCCUGAAAGGGUUAAAUAUGGGCGGAGCGGCUGCAUGAAAGACACGGAGGAGGUGGUGGUGGUGGUGGUAGGGGGGUGAAAAAGGCCGGAGCCCGCUGGAGGUGGAGCCAGAUCCCCUCAGCUCAGCUGCUGCGCCUUGUCACAUUUCUGCACAAUAUGAUCGCCGCUCGCCUUGCUGUGGGAACAAUUUCUCUCUCUGCAAACACGAAGCAGGCGGUGCAGCCGGGAGUCUGAGUGAGAGCGAAAGGAAGCCGCCUGGUUGCUGCACAGGAGAGGAGGGGACGGCGGUGGCUGGCGGUGGAGGGGGAAGCUGACAAGGAGUCCAGCCGCGGCGGAUCGGGCGCUAACGGGACAACCGAGCGGAACCCAGCCGGACGACGGAGCGCAACUCCGCGGAAUCUUAACGCCUCUGUCCCGGAUCGGAUUUAUUCCUGCUCUGCUGUCUGGGAUUUAAUUGCGGGUCGCAACGCGGACGGAGCCUUGUUUAAAUGUUGCUCCGACUCCGAUCGAGGCCGACCUGAGCGGACCGGACCGGACAGGACAGAUCUAUUUCUGCUGAACUUCCCUCGGUUCGGUUUGGCGUAUUGUGUGUGUGUGUGUGUUUUUUCUUUCUUUCUUUCUUUCUUUCUUUUUCUUGGUGCUGCUCCGACGGACACAAUGCGGACUGCUUUUUUAAAUCUUCUUCUCAAACGAGGUUGAUGUCUUUUUAUUAUUAUUUUUUUUCAUUUUGCUGCUGCUGUCGCGGUUCCUGCAGGAAGAUGCCAGAUGUCCAGAUCGUCCCGCUGUGUUUGGAUCUAUCACUUUUCCCUCGAUCUUGAUGCCGUUUCCCCCCUCGCUCUCCCCUCCAUCUGAGCCAGUCUACCUCUGAGCACCGCUCCGUGUUUCCAGCGCCUCUCCCCCGCCGCCGCCGCCUCUCUGCCGCGUAUGAUGUACGAGAGCGUGGACGUUGUGGGACUGAAUCCCAGCCCGAACCCGUUUUUAAUGAUGGAUUAUUACAACCAGAGCAGAGGAUGCUUGAUCCCAGAGAAGGGGCUGGUGCCCGGGGCGCCCCAUCCUUACAGCACGUCCAUCAGGAACCAUCACUGGAACGGCUCCAAUCACUCAAUAGAGACCCAGAGCACCAGUUCAGAAGAGAUAGUGCCAAGCCCACCCUCACCUCCCCCGCCACCCCGCGUCUACAAACCCUGCUUUGUGUGCCAGGACAAGUCCUCAGGGUACCACUAUGGUGUCAGCGCCUGUGAAGGCUGCAAGGGAUUCUUUCGGAGAAGCAUCCAGAAGAACAUGGUGUACACUUGUCACCGGGAGAAGAACUGCAUCAUCAACAAAGUCACCCGCAAUCGCUGCCAGUACUGUCGGUUACAGAAGUGCCUGGAAGUUGGGAUGUCCAAGGAGUCGGUGAGGAACGACCGGAACAAGAAGAAGAAGGAUGAGAAGAAGCAGGAAUGCACGGAGAGCUAUGUGCUGAGUCCCGACACAGAGCAGAUGAUUGACAGGGUUCGCAAGGCGCACCAGGAUACUUUCCCUUCGCUCUGCCAGCUGGGCAAAUACACUACGUCUAACAGCUCAGAAAGGCGCGUGUCUUUGGACAUAGACCUGUGGGACAAGUUCAGCGAACUGUCUACCAAGUGCAUCAUAAAGACGGUGGAGUUCGCCAAGCAGCUGCCGGGCUUCACGACGCUCACCAUCGCCGACCAGAUCACUCUGCUCAAAGCCGCCUGUCUGGAUAUUCUGAUACUGCGCAUCUGUACACGUUACACACCAGAGCAAGACACCAUGACCUUCUCAGACGGCCUCACGCUAAACCGAACCCAGAUGCACAACGCCGGCUUCGGUCCCCUCACUGACCUGGUGUUUGCCUUCGCCAACCAGCUCCUGCCUCUGGAGAUGGACGACGCAGAAACGGGGCUUCUUAGCGCCAUCUGCCUGCUGUGUGGAGAUCGGCAAGAUUUAGAAGAAGCAGACAAAGUGGACAUCCUGCAGGAGCCCCUGCUGGAGGCCCUGAAGAUUUACGUACGGAAGAGGAGGCCCCACAAACCUCACAUGUUCCCCAAGAUGCUGAUGAAGAUUACUGAUCUGAGGAGCAUCAGUGCUAAAGGAGCGGAGCGUGUCAUCACACUGAAGAUGGAGAUCCCUGGAUCCAUGCCGCCUCUCAUCCAGGAGAUGCUGGAGAACUCUGAGGGCCUGGAGAGCGGCGCGGCGGGCAGCAGGCCCAGCGGCGCCCCCCCAGGCAGCUGCAGUCCCAGCCUGUCCCCCAGCUCGGCCCAAAGCAGUCCAGCCACACAGUCACCAUAGAGACGGCCCUCUCGUUUUCACCGUUUUCUUCUCUUCAUGUCGUCUCCAAACAGAAAGGAGGGGGGGAGGGGCAAAGGAAGGUGGGCUUCGAUCCUUACUGCUGAUCACAGGAGACUGGCGGAGACGCCUCCUUCUCUCCACCACACCCCCAUCCUUCCACCACCCGACACAAGUCCACAUCUCCUGAUCUGCUUGCUGUCACUGUGGAACACUGUCCGGACAGGAGGGGGGAGGUAUGGGGGAUUGAGACUGGGAUGGACCGGACCGGACCGGACCGGGACAGGACGAGAGAUGAACCCCGUAAACACAGACUCCUCCUCCUUUUCCUCCACCUUCCUCAGAGUCACAGACGUUAACAAGUCCGGAUGCAGCGACCUGUUCUGAAUGAGUGAGAGCAGCACAAUGGGACGAAGACAUGGACAUGGACAUGGACAUGGACGGAGACUGACUUGACAAACACCAGACACUUUGUUGUUGUUUCUCUACAGACUACAACUUUGAACGUUGAAGACCCCACUCCUCAAAAGACUCUGGGUCUUUCCUCUGUUUUUUUUUUUUUUCCUUUUGUGUUUGAUUUUCAAACAAACAAAAAAAAACAACAACCAGAUUUUGUACAAAAGAUAUAUAAAUAUAUAUAGAAGAGUUAAGGAACUAUGGUGCUUGGCGUGUCCGGGAGCGAACGGCAGGCUGACACCAGGACGAGUUUACCGCGCUGAGAUUAGAACUUGUUGUACUCCUUCACUGUUUGAAUCUUUUUCAUACCUAUCAAAGAAUAAUGAGAGACGUUUCCGUUUCACGUUUGUAUAUUAUUCUUAAUAACAAGAAGAUAAACGAAAAAAACAAAAAAGACGUUGACAUUUCUCUGGAGUCGUACACAAACACAGAAACGUGCACAAGAAAACGAUGAAUAUCAGCUACUAUUCCAGGUUGGAUGUGUUUUCCCUUUAAUCUAAUCUUUUUUUUUUUUUUUCUGUUCUGUUUUCUUCCCUAGCGAAUGAAAAAAAAAACUGAUUGUAUGAACUUGGUUGUAUGAUAUUGUCACAGGUCCUUUCAAGAAAUCAAAUUAAUGAAGAGUCAUUAUUAAGGUGUAUUUUCAGUGGCUUUGAGUUUGUGUAUAUAAGCUGUAUUCAUUUCUUUAAAACUAUGAAGAGUUUUAGGCCUCACAUGAUUUUUUUUUUUUUUUUUUUUAAUUCCUCUUUUUGUGUUUUGUUCUAGUUUUUGUGAUUCAAGAAAAUACAUUUUUGAGCACAUUUUACCGAAGGAAGUUGUUUUCAUGCUUUGUGUCCUACUGGAGCGUGUUGGACGAGCCCUUCACUUCACCAGUCACUGUUCACACACUAUUUAAACAUCUGCCCCUUCCAUUCUACAGCUGUGUGUCUUCAUGGUGUACAGAAUGACAACUAGGCAUGGGCCGGUGUGAUGUCACCACCGUCUGAUCUGAGGAAUGCCGCCAUAUCAAAGUGUUUGCACAAAAACGUUUGUGUCGACAGGCCAAGGAAAAUGUUAUUUCUGGGCACAUUAAGAUGAAUAUGAUCAUCUCCGUCUGCUUUGUCAGGAUUAAAAGUGCAUUUUUAAUUCCAUUUUUAAGAAUUAAUAACAUUUAUUUAUUGGUUCAUUUCAUUUUGAUUCAGUCUUAACAUUCAAGUAGCCAAAAAUAACUAAGCAGAAUUAAAAAUGAAUUAUAAGCUAAUUAUCAGUGUCUGCUCUAGUAGCUAGCUGGCUUAUCAGUGGAACUCAAAAAUAUUCAUAUCCCUGACAGAUUUAGAUUCCAAAUUAUUUUUAUUCAUGUUAUGCAAGCAGUUUUCAGACAGGAAGUGAAGCAUUUCUCUAAAGAUUGUAAAUAUGUAAAAGCAGCAUCAUUUUUCUGUGUUUGUUUAAAUUCUGGUAAAAAAAAAAAAAAAAGGCAUGUUGAAAAUUAGCUGUAACCUCAGUAAUCAAUAGAAAAAUCUAUCAAACUUCCUAUUUAAGACCUCCUUGCCAUCACCCUAAUGUUUAACUUCCUCCACGGAUUCUCUGUCAGAUAUCAGAAUGUGAAUAUUGCUUCCAGUCAGCAGAAACAUAUCGGUAAUUUAAACAAACCAAAAAAAAAAAA
Messenger RNA from Xiphophorus hellerii (green swordtail), 5697 nucleotides. It is a transcript of the gene raraa, whose product is annotated as retinoic acid receptor, alpha a. The record is from RefSeq and is a predicted model, not a curated record. Lineage: Eukaryota; Metazoa; Chordata; Actinopteri; Cyprinodontiformes; Poeciliidae. Bases 2238 to 3605 code for a protein of 455 amino acids. Gene Ontology annotation, molecular function: nuclear receptor activity; zinc ion binding; RNA polymerase II cis-regulatory region sequence-specific DNA binding. Gene Ontology annotation, cellular component: transcription regulator complex; nucleus. Gene Ontology annotation, biological process: regulation of transcription by RNA polymerase II; cellular response to corticotropin-releasing hormone stimulus; retinoic acid receptor signaling pathway. The transcript is spliced from 8 exons.